AUGUCUCGUCUCGUCUUUCCUCCACUGUGUGUUUCUUCCCUCGCGACGUUCGCUUCUUGUUCCUCGUCCGCGUUGAAGCCUUCGCGUAUCGCGUCGUCUUCUCUCGCUGCUCCUUUUCUCGCUCCUUCUUCUCUCGCUGCUCCUUUUCUCGCUCCUUCUUCUCUCGCUCCUUCUUCUCUCGCUCCUUCGUCUCUCGGUUUCCGUCUCUCUGCUCCUCGUCUCGGAGGCCCUGUCACUCUGCGCGUUGCGCGGCGCCGCGAAGCUCUCGACUUCGAGCGUCUUCUUCGGCGGCAAGAAAACGCGUUUUCGCAGGAUUCUUCGCCGAAACCCAACUCGCCGCCUGCCUCGUCUGCAGUCCAGGCUGGCCGUAAAUUGAAGACCUCUUCCACUUCCUCCGCCGCCUCCAAUUCAGCCGCUUCGCCUCAGCCGUCUCCAUCUUCUCCGCUUUCGUCGCUGACUUCCGGAAGGUCGCCGGGCGUGGACGGUCGAGCGUUUUUGAGACGCGGCGGAGCCUGGCAGGAACCGCUGCGCAGUGUCGAGAAGGACGAGGGUGAGAACCUCGCGUCUUCCGCGUUCCUCAGUCGCGCGUUUGGACCCGUGGAGGGCCAGGUGAUCCACGCGCUCCGUCAAGCUGUCCAGAGCCGCAGGCGAGAGGAGCGCGAGAGACGGACCAGCGAGCGGGAAGCGGAGAGACGCGCGAGAGACAGCAACUGCGAAGAAUCGAGAGACAGCCUCGCCUCAAGGCUCGGCCAGGAAACUUCCAAAGGUUCAGAGCCGCCAUCGAGUUCUCCCGCGUCACAAACCGGCGGCGAACACAGUCUUCAGACUCCCCUUCCUUCCCCUCCUACUUCGUCUUCAGCGGAAUUGGUUGAGUUGUAUCUCUCGCAUGUCCACAGUUUGCGUCAAGUAGCACCUACGCCGCGCGCGUUCACCGACCUGCACAUCAAGCAUCUGUUGCUUCCAGCCUUCUCGGCCAACGCCCUCGCGCCGCCUUCGUUUCCUUCUUCGCCCCUGAGUGCAGUCGAGGGCGAGUUACCGGCCGCGGGAAAGGACGAAGGCGAGGAGGGACGGUGGAGCCGCAGGGCGCUACCCCACGAGGCUCGGAACGGUCCGGGGCGAGAGGUGCCGAGCGGAGACCGCGGGGCUGCUGGAGCUGGAGAACUGGAGGGAGGCGCGGGGGGCCGAGACUCGAGAGGCAAAGACAGGUUUCUGAGGCUCGGGGAAGCGCCGCAAACGCGGGAACAAACGGGAGAACUGCGCAGAGACGGCAAGGACGAAGGGACUGAGACGGCGCCUCGCGUUCUCGCGGUGUCUGUCCACCGCGACGGAGGGGAACUCCGCGAGGCAGGUUCCCGGGACGAGAGUCUGCCUGCAUGGAAGACAGACGCGAGAGAAGACGCGCUGCUUGAGUGGAGUCAAGAGACGCCCGUCAGAACAGAAGAGAGGGAGAAGGAGGAACGCGAAAGACGAAGGAAACUCGCCGAAAAACAUGCAGAGAUUCUCGCGGCAGACAUUCGGGUUCCAGGCCUCUCUGCGGUGCAAAGCGGGGCGGCGGAGGAAGUGGCUGCUUGGCUGACCCACAGGGAGCGGAAGGCAGGAGAGGCAAAUGACAGAGGAAAUCUCGAGAGAGCUGGGCAGAGGGAACAGAAUAGGCCAGUGCAAGAGCUCGGUGCGUCUCGCGCCUCGCCUCCGGACAGCGAGGAGAGCUUCGCGAACGCCGCCUCGCUUGCAAGAGGGACGGCCCCCCCUGAGGAACCGUCGUCUUCUUCCUCGUCGUUGUAUCGGGCGCUGUCCUCGUCCUCUUCUUGGGUUCCAGAAGAAGACAAGUGCGCCGCUUCCUCUUCCCAUUCCUCAUCUUUGUUUGAAUUUCGUGGAGGGCGGGAACCGGGCGCCUCGCCUGCGGCGUUGAUUUUCUCUCCCGAGGAAACGACGUCGCAGAAAACUUCGUCUUUCGCAUCCGCUUCUUCAGAUUUUGAUCAUUUACCGUCGACAGACGCUUCUCUUGGUGCCCCGUCGUUUAUCCUCGCCACCGCAAAUGCACGCAUGCGAGAUCGACUCGUCUGUUCUCUCUACCCUCGCAACCGGUCAAAUGAAGACUUCAUUCUCCCUGCUGCCUCUUCUUCCUCUUCUGCGUCUUCUUCCUGUUCUUCCUCUUCUUCCUCUUCUUCCUCUUCUUCUCUUCUUUGUUCUGGUGUCUCUUCUGAGGCUCGUGAGAGCGAGGAAAUUGUGUCAGGUGUCUCUCUUGCUCGGUUGCCCGAAACGCGUCCUUGGCACGAGGAAGGGAUGAAGAAAGAAGAGCGGGGGUUUCCCGAGACGAGCGAAGGUCUGCUUUCUGACGACGAAGCGGAACAAUUCAUGAAGGCUGUCUUUUCCGAAGCCUGGGAGAAGGCAGGAACUCGAGGCAUGGAGACAGCGCCUCUGGAGAGCUCGCUUGCGGGCUCAGUUCCGUCUUCCUUAGGAAGGAGACGCGCGCCUCCUAUGCGGGGACUGACUGCGGAGGGACGGGAAAAGGCGACACUCGAGGCUAGAUGCAUCCCCCGGGAUGGCGAGUCGAGUCCUCCCUCCCACAGGGCGUCUCCUUUUCAAGGGCCCUCUGCCGCCCGCGACGCGGCUGUGGGGUCAGCCUCCCCCGCUGGAGCCCCAAGGGAAAACGGAGACGCCUCACUCCCGGCGCAGGAGACACGAGGUCGACUGAACGCAGAGGAAGCGCGGGGACGAAGGAGACAGGCCGCAGCCCGUGAGAACGACGAGAAGGAACUGAGUCGGUUGCAAAAGAGAGAACAGGAACGCGAAGAAGUUUCCGCGAGAAGAAGCACGGAAUUCGACAUGCACUGGGUAGCCGCCUGUGCAGGCCUCGCAGGCGCCGAGGCCCUCGGAGCUGGCCCUCAGACCCCACAGCGAGGCCAAGUGAGAAUGGGACACGAGCGCGAGCGCGCAAUGGAGACAGACCACGGAGAACUGGACUCCGGGUUCCAGGGAAGAAGGCGUCGACACGAAGGUGGUCGCCUUUUCUCGUCCGCGGGAGAGACCGGGGAGACACAAGACAACGGCAAAGCAACGGCGGCGUCCUCACGGACUGGCUUUCGUGGAGAAGACGAGGCGUGGCCCAUGUCCGCCGAGCGCGAAGAGUGGGGAACACCCACACAGAGGAAAGAAGACGGAGAAAGGCCAUCUGAGAGCCCCAGCGCCGCUUUCUCCUCGCGUCGAGACGGAGAAGAAAAGGCCAGUCGCGACACAGCGAACGAUGGCGACCGUCCGCCACUGCCUCCCGACCCCUUCGAGGACAUGCGCCAAAUCAAAAUGAAUUGCGAGCUCGUCGAGUUCUGGAGGGAACGAGGCGCCACGGACUUCGGCCUAUACAACGCGUGCCGACUUCCCUUUACUACCAAGUUAGGCGCACUGGCUGCCUACCGAGCAACUCGCGAGAGCGCUGCUGUCUUCGACGUCUCGUUUCGCCGCGUGUGGCAUGUCCACGGGCGGGACCGUCUCUCUGUCCUGGACAUGCUCCUGUCCUGCGACUUGGAGCGCGGCAUGCGGGUAGGAGACGCGCAGUACGCCGUCCUUCUGGACUCUCGAGGUCUCAUUCUGGACGACUGCUUCGUCGCAAAGCUCCGCAGCCGCGUGGAGGUCUGGCUAUCAGGCGCCGCACCCGCCCACUGCUUUGACUACGUCGCUCAAUUCAUCAACUACUGCCGGCAAACGGGACUGGACGUCGCCCUCACGCCGCUCCUCUCUUCGGCAUGCGUCAUCGCUCUUCAAGGGCCUCGCGCGUUUGAAAUCCUCGCCGACCGAGUGCGAGCGUUCGAUCUUUCCUCGUCCUGUCAAUCUUCCCCUCCUCUCUCUCCAUCUCAAUCUUCUCAACCUUCUCAAUCUUCUCAAUCUUCCUGUAGGUCUUCUUCGCUCUUUGACGCUGCCUUAGACGACACUGGACCCACAGGGAGAACAGAAGAAGGCCAAGGUGAUCGACGUUCCUCUCCGAGUCCAGUUGAAAACAGCGAAGAGCGGGACGAUGGACAAUUCCCUCGCGUGCAAAUGCGGAGUGCUUGGGGGACGCCUCUGAGCGUCAAGGAGCUCGUGGACUUGCCGUAUAUGUCAGUGUUCGAGAUGGACAUUGCGACGGGACAAAAUGCACUCGACCGGACUGGCUGCCGUUGGGAAAGAGCGACUUGCCUUCGAUUGGGCUCGACGGGAGAAGACGGAAUUGAAAUGUCGUUCGCUUCGCCUCUUCCCGCACUGGCGUUUCUUAAGCUUCUUUUCCUACCUUCCUCGACGGCUUCUCGUUCUCUCGCGGCUUCCCACUCCGCGUCUCGCCGCCCUGAUCCUCGGCUGUUUUCUCCGUCCACUUCUUCGGUCUCUGCGUCCUCGCUUGCUGAGGCGACUGGUGGUUCUGCGACUGCUCUCGUUCCUACGCUCGGGGGUCUGCAUGCACUGGAUAUGCUUCGCAUGGAGUCUGGACUCGUGCGCGUCGGCGUGGACGUGAAGACGCACCACGCCCUUCCCCAGGCGUCUCUCUGUUCUCUUUUGUCGCUCUACAAAAUCCGCCGGAGGCUGCUUUUGAGCUACGAAGCGAUUCAAAAGCAGUUCACUCUCGGCGCGAAAACGCAGCGCGUGGGAAUCAUCGUGGGGCGCACUGACCGCCUCGCCUCAGUCGCUGCCUGGGUCAGAGAAGAAGAUCGAAAGCGAAGAGACAGUCAGCGCCGUUGGCUGUCUUUGCGGUCGCGCCUGGCCCAAGCAAAGCCGGGGACGACCGGCGAAAGACGCAAACAUCACAACUUUCCGGGGGACGCGCGGCCUUCGCCGUCCAAGAUGGCGUCCCUGCAGCCUGGCGAGGACAACGAAAACGAUCUGUCGUUUCUAACCCUUGGAGCAGGAAGGUGGCUGACUGUGUUCCGCCGCAUAGAAGGCACCAGCCAUGGACAUCGCCCGACGGAAACGACCAUGUCGAACUCGACACCAGCGCCCGUUGCACAGGAGACGCCUCAGCAGCGCGAUACAGUCGAAAUGGUUCACCCUGGCUGGGUUGUCAUCGAUGACGGAUGGCAAGAGGCCAGCCCGUACCCACCUUUCGAGAGGCGAGUGGAUACGAACAGAGCACAGAAAACGGGUCUAUGGGGCAAAGAUCGAUGCCCAGGCCCUGGCCACACUUGUGUCGGAGGGUACGCUAGACUCGACCGCUGUCUCCUCUCUUCGUGGCUAUCUACUCGCGGUGCAGCAGGCAAAUGCGCUGUAUCUGCGUCAAGACACCGAGGGGGAAACGGAGGCAACGGAGCUUCAACAGACAAACGGGGAGACACCCAAAGGCCGGCAAAUGCUUUCGUCUUCCUCUGCAUGCAGGGAAACAAGCGUCGGGGAGACUGGGACAUGUUCCGGAUCUCUGCGUGGCACAGUCGCAUCCACGCCGUUGCCCGCAUCAUCUCAGGAGGGCCCGUUUAUAUCUCUGACUCUGCAGAACAUUUGAAAGAGAGCUCCAACGAUGGAGGAAUGAAAUCUUGGCGUAAGCUCCUGCACCAGCUGAGACUUCCGGGGUGCACGUUGCCAAUGAUGGGCAGGUGCACUGGAGCCCCCUGUCCCACGAUGGACAGUGUUUUCUUAAAUCCCAUAACAACGCCACAAGGGUAA
This is a messenger RNA of Neospora caninum, 5619 nucleotides long. RefSeq names its product glycine cleavage T-protein domain containing protein. The record is from RefSeq and is a predicted model, not a curated record. NCBI's taxonomy places the organism in Eukaryota, Apicomplexa, Conoidasida, Eucoccidiorida, Sarcocystidae. Gene Ontology annotation, molecular function: protein binding. The coding region runs from base 1 to 5619 and encodes 1872 amino acids. The transcript has 12 exons. Gene Ontology annotation, cellular component: mitochondrion.